This is a messenger RNA of Symbiodinium sp. CCMP2592, 1158 nucleotides long. NCBI's taxonomy places the organism in Eukaryota, Dinophyceae, Suessiales, Symbiodiniaceae. The record is from the annotation of a GenBank genome assembly.
AUGGGUGACGAGGAGGUUGCCGCUUUGGUGGUUGACAACGGCAGCGGUAUGUGCAAGGCUGGCUUUGCCGGGGACGAUGCCCCCCGGGCAGUCUUCCCUUCCAUCGUCGGACGCCCGAAGAUGCCGGGCAUCAUGGUGGGCAUGGACCAGAAGGAUUCCUACGUGGGUGAUGAGGCCCAAUCCAAGAGAGGUGUGCUCACGCUGAAGUACCCCAUCGAGCACGGCAUCGUCACGAACUGGGACGACAUGGAGAAGAUUUGGCACCACACCUUCUACAACGAGCUGCGCGUGGCCCCAGAGGAGCACCCGGUGCUGCUGACGGAAGCCCCUCUGAACCCCAAAGCCAACCGCGAGCGCAUGACGCAGAUCAUGUUCGAGACCUUCAAUGCGGCUGGCUGGAGAAAUAGCUUAGAAGUGCCGGCCAUGUACGUGGCCAUCCAGGCCGUGCUGUCUCUCUACGCCUCCGGCCGCACCACCGGUAUCGUCAUGGACAGCGGCGACGGCGUGUCUCACACAGUGCCGAUCUACGAGGGCUACGCGCUGCCCCAUGCCAUCCUCCGACUGGACCUGGCCGGCCGUGACCUCACGGAGUACAUGAUGAAGAUCCUGACGGAGCGCGGCUACUCCUUCACCACCACGGCAGAGCGCGAGAUUGUCCGCGAUGUCAAGGAGAAGCUGUGCUACAUCGCGCUGGACUUCGACAGUGAGAUGAAGGCAGCCAGCGAGAGCAGCGACAAGGAGAAGACGUACGAGCUUCCGGACGGCAACAUCAUCACCGUGGGCGCCGAGCGCUUCCGCUGCCCAGAGGUCCUGUUCCAGCCAAGCUUCGUGGGAAAGGAGGCCAGCGGCAUCCAUGACACUACCUUCCAGUCCAUCAUGAAGUGCGACGUCGACAUCCGAAAGGACCUCUACUCCAACGUGGUGUUGUCCGGUGGCACCACCAUGUUCCAGGGCAUCGGUGAGCGCAUGACCAAGGAGCUGACUGCCUUGGCGCCUUCCACCAUGAAGAUCAAGGUGGUGGCCCCACCGGAACGUAAGUACAGCGUGUGGAUUGGAGGCUCCAUCCUGUCCUCCCUGAGCACCUUCCAGCAGAUGUGGAUCUCCAAGGGCGAGUACGAUGAGAGCGGCCCGACCAUCGUGCACCGCAAGUGCUUCUGA